CAACAAGCGCACUUGAACACAUCACUGGCAGGCAGCCCGGCGAUGAGCUGUCUGCAGCAGCAGCAGGAUCACAAGUGUUUUUCGAACGAGCUCGGAGGAAAAUGUCGACUUUUUUUGGGGGGGGGGACACAUUAGUUUGAGGAGUCGGCGGUUUGCGAUGUAUUCGGACACGAAGGAUGGUUUGAUCCCGCGGCGUUGACACGAGAAGUGAGAGAACAGAGGCGAAGUGAGGCGAAGCGAUGAUGAACUCAGGUGGAGGUAUGCACAAGCCACCUUUGGCCCCUAAGCCUAAACUGGUACAGAAGCCAGGGCUCUCUCCCUCCACCACCAGAAGAGAUGGCCUUUCUCUCCCAUCUCCUGGCACACAGAGAAAGGUCAAACCAGUACUGGCCCCCAAACCCUGCCUCUCCAAACUCACAGCUGCGGUGGAAUCCAAACCUCUCGCCUCGAAGAGCCUGCACCCAACAUCUGUAACAGAAAGCCCUCGGGCCGUUGGGCUACUGAACUCCCAAAAUGGAAUACAGCAAGAAAACAAAAAGCCAGAUUGGGAUUAUAUUAUUCCUAUUUGCCUGUGUAGCCAGGAAAACUGCCAGUGCAUUAGGAACACACCACCGGGCAGACACAGAGUGGAGAAAGAGUUGAACACAUUGCACAAUGGCAGAACGGAAGUUAACAGAAACAUUCUCCUUACAUCUCGAUGUGCAGUGGAGAGUGGAGAGAGAACCGCUCAUAGCCAUGUGAUUAGCGAUACCCUGGCACAAAAUGCUAAUCUACAUCCGGCCUCUACCAUUACCCACCUCACGCACCAUAAACCUCUACAAGAGAUGCACAAUGUGGACAAAAACCCUAACACGGACAUCAGCACCUCCAGGCCCGCGGUGAACGUUAGGCCCUCUCUUCCUCACAGAACGUGGAGUGAUGAGGCAAAUGGUAACGUAAUACCUCAGAGUCCACCUGGGCAGGGACCAAAGGAAGUUGCUCUUGGCUCAGAGCAAACCUCUUGUGUGCCCGGACCCAAACCAGUCCCAGCAGCCGCUGUGAAACCCGUCCCUGUACCACGGAAACCCAGGGCCGCUGCUCUGGCUGUUCAGGAAAAGGUGGAGGGGGAUAGGGAAGAGGGUAUGAGCCAGGAAGGGAGGGAAUUUAACGUCAGAGAGGUGAAUGUGUCAUCAGCGGGGAAGGACAGCGCAUCCCUAUCUGUCAGUGUACCUGUUAAUGAAAACAGGCAGCCAGUUGUUCUUUCUGUGAGGAAAGCCUGCGCCCCACCAGCGCCUCCACCCAAGAAAAAGCCUUUUCUGUCUGCACCUGAGAAAGUGUCAUUUGAGACACUGCCAAAGGACGUGGAUGAGGAAGACCUGGGCUGGGACGGCAGCAUCUAUGAGAUGGAGAUAUCAGUUGACAAGGAGGAUGAAGAGGUGGAGAAGGAGAUGGAAGGAAAGGAAGAUCAAGAGGCAGUCUACAGCGACCUCACACGUUGCCCUCCGUGUAGCAGUUCGCUCCAGCAGCUGGAGAUCAGGCAGCCUCCUGCCGUCACUGCGGCAGCGGAGAAGGUGCCUCCAAGUAAGCCGCAGAGACACAAAAACCCAAAGGCAUGCAUCCAGAGGAAGGAAUCAUCGGAGGUGAAAGAAAAGGGGACGUUGGCAGAUAAUGAGAAAAGACGAGUGCUUCCCAGACAAGAUUGUGUUUUAAUGGAGACAGCAAUGAGGGAGCUGCCUUUGCCUCCGGGGGAGAAAGCAAGCAGGAACCUCCUAACGGCUGGAAUCGUGAAGCCCUCGCGGUCCAGCCUGGGCAAACAGAAAGCCAAGUCGUUUUCUGUUGCUGACCUCGUUUGCUCAGACAGGUCGAGGAGGAACUCUUUCCGCAAACUGUUGGACCUGAAGCUCUCGGUGAAGAUGCUGCCCAAGCUGAUAGCAAAAGGAGGCCAGAGCCAGGACUGCACUGCGAACGACAACGAACAAAGUGUGGACAAUCACCAAGAUGCAAGUCAGAACCUCCCCGAGCAUCUCGGGUCGGAGCGUAAAUUCUCCUGGCCUCUGAUUGGAGUGGAGCAAAGCGUGGAUGGUGAUGAAGAUGUUCUCUAUGAGAACAUCCGUCACUACGAGGAGAUUCCGGACUACGAGGAGGUUCUUGUGGGAGAGGCAGCGUCGUCUCCUCGGGCCUCCUUCGCGCCGCCUACGGCCUGGCACAGUCAAAUGUACGAUGAUGGGAUUUACGAGGAGCCGGAGCCAUAUGUGUCCUUUGAGAAAAACAGUGGGAACCAACAGUGUCAGAAACCAACACAAAAUGAAAGAAGCUCCGUCAGUGAGGAAGUGGCGCCCCUGGGCGAUGGCCCCUCAGACGAUGAUUUCAUGGCGACCACGUUGUCGUCAGAUGAGGAGGAUGAGAAUGAUAGCAGCUCCAUCUCAAGUAAAGGAGACCCCGAGCAGGCAGAGGAGAGUGCGACACAGAGUGGACAGAAGAAGAGCAAGAUUCACCACAUCGCCACAGAAAUCAUGAGCUCUGAGAGUGUGUUUGUUGAUGUCCUGAGUCUGCUUCAUGUUGACUUUCGCGAUGCAGUGUCUAAAGCAUCUCGUCAGAGUGGGAAGCCCGUGAUUGAGGAACGUCUUCUCAACCAGAUCCUGUAUUACCUCCCACAACUCUACGAACUCAACCAAGACCUGCUGAGAGAGCUGAAGCAGAGAUUGUCCAAAUGGGAUGAGAAAGCGCAGCUAGCAGACAUUUUCCUGAAGAAGGGGCCCUAUCUGAAGAUGUACUCCACAUACAUCCGCGAGUUUGACAAGAAUGUGACUCUACUGGAAGAGCAGACUAAGAGGAACACAGCAUUCGGCGCUGUGGUGCGCGAAUUUGAGGCCACCCCUCGCUGCGCUGGCCUGGCUCUGAGGCAUUACCUACUGAAGCCCAUUCAGAGGAUUCCUCAGUAUCAGCUGCUGCUCACAGACUAUUUGAAAAACCUGUCUGAGAACUCAGUUGAUUACAAAGACACACAAGCUGCCCUUGCUCUUGUAAAAGAGGUGGCCAAUCAUGCCAACGACAUCAUGAAACAAGGGGAUAAUUUCCAGAAGCUGAUCCAGGUGCAGUGCAGGCUGAACGGCCACCAUGAGGUAGUCCAGCCUGGACGGAUCUUCCUGAAAGAGGGCGUCCUGAUGAAGCUGGCCAGGAAGGUCAUGCAGCCCAGAAUGUUCUUCCUGUUUAACGACACUCUGCUAUACACCACUCCUGUUCAGUCAGGCCAGUACAAGCUGAACAACAUGCUGUGUCUGGCUGGGAUGAAGGUUAGCAAGCCAAGCCAAGAGGCCUAUCAGAACGAGCUGAACAUUGAGAGUGUGGAGCGCUCCUUCAUUCUCUCUGCGAGCUCGGCCACAGAGAGGGAUGAGUGGCUUGAGGCCAUUUCCACAGCGAUCAGUGACUUCACCAGGAAGAAGAUCAGUUUCAUAUCAGGCAAACCUCCAGAGGAGGUAGAACUGACUGAUGCUAGUGAUGGUGCUCCUUUGGGAUCCAAGGCCCCAAUAUGGAUCCCAGACCCGAGGACCACCAUGUGCAUGAUCUGCACCUGUGAGUUCUCCCUGACAUGGAGGAGACACCACUGCCGUGCAUGUGGAAAGGUGGUGUGCCAGUCCUGUUCCUCCAACAAACACUGCCUUGAAUACCUGAAGAACCAGUUAGCACGAGUGUGUGACCAGUGUGUUGUUGUUCUUCAGCAGCAGAAAAGUGAAAGCUCCAUAUCAGCAGCCGUAUCCCCUGGAAGCAGAGCUACUUUUGCUUUUUCCAGGAAGCAGAAGAAGAUACCUGCGGCGCUCAAAGAGGUGACGGCAAACACAGACAACUCCUCCAUGAGUGGGUAUCUCCAGAGGUCCAAGGGCAAUAAGAAGCAGGGGAAGAGGCUGUGGUUUGUCAUCAAGGACAAAGUCUUGUACACUUACGCUGCAAGUGAGGACGUCGCAGCCUUAGAGAGCCAGCCCCUGUUAGGAUUUAUGUUGAAAGUAGAUUCAUCACAGAAGUUACUGUUUAAACUCUACCACAAAAACACACUUUACCAUAUUUUCAAAGCUGACGACGCACAAACAGCUCAGAGAUGGAUCAACUCAUUCAAAGAAGCCACUGUACUCUAAUACCCACAGACCGCGUGUGAAGUUCUUCAACAUACUUUCUAAGUGUUUUACCUCAGUUCUGCGUAAAUCACGCACAAUAUUAGUUGCUUUAAAAUGAAGUAAAUACAUAGUGUUUAAUUGUUUUUUAUUAGAUUCAUUGUAGUUACCAUUCCAUUGUUUUUAGAUCGCUCCAGUGAAGGUGGACAUUUCACAUUGUUAAUGUUAAUAUGAAUCUUUUCCACCAGGAAAAUUAUUCUAGCUAUUUAAGACUUUUACACUCUGAUUUAGUCACACUUUAAUUUAUUGUAUAGUGACCUGCUUGGAUCUCAUAGUAGAGCUUUGUCAAUUAGAGUGCAUCAUCUGUAAUUUUUUAUAAAUUCUGUCAUUUCAUUUUUAUCCACAUUUGCCUGAUAAUAUUCAGAGGUCAAAACAAAGUUUGUUGAUGAAGAUGUUUUCGGUAGUUCACGUAUAAUUUCUUUAUUUCACACUUGUGAAUUUGGCAAUAGAACACAAUGUGCACUCUUAAUGCUUAUUUAAGAAAGUUUCACUUCUCAUUAUUCAGCCUUGCUGAGUCACCUUAGCUCUUUAGGGUGUAUCAGGGGGAAUAUUCACUGUUUGGACAUUCGGAAACUGUAUUUUGACAAAACUACCGCAAUGUGUUUUGUACUUAAGUCACUCAAAUGGCUGACAAUUACAAUUUGUAAAUAUCAAUAAUUGUAAAUGAAAUGUUAUUAAAUUUCCAUGAAUCUCAUUUUUACUGUUAAAUUCUUUCACUCUAAUAAAAUUCAGUUUGUCUGUG
Messenger RNA from Scophthalmus maximus (turbot), 4887 nucleotides. RefSeq names its product FYVE, RhoGEF and PH domain-containing protein 6. Bases 240 to 4109 code for a protein of 1289 amino acids. Gene Ontology annotation, molecular function: metal ion binding; guanyl-nucleotide exchange factor activity. The transcript has 21 exons. Lineage: Eukaryota; Metazoa; Chordata; Actinopteri; Pleuronectiformes; Scophthalmidae. Gene Ontology annotation, cellular component: cytoplasm. The record is from RefSeq and is a predicted model, not a curated record.